AUGACCAAUAACCUACUAAAUGUACCUUUAAAACAAACAGAACCAAUAAAUUUAGGUGAAAAAAUAAGUGAAGUCAUAAAAUCACAAUUCUUUCAACCUGCUUCAAAUUUUGAAAAUGAUUUAAAUUAUUUAACAAGUUUAAGAAAUUCAAUAACAGAAAUUAGUAAUACAUCCAUAUCAACAAUAUCAUCAAUUGAUAAAUGUUAUGAAUAUUAUUCUGUUUUACAAAUUUUAGAAACUAAAUUUCCAAAAGAUUCCAUAGAAUUUGGAUGGUUUAUAACAUUAUAUUUAAAACCAAUUGGACCAAUUUCAAUAAGAUCUAUUAAAUAUGAAAUUUUAAAUAUUAUAUUUCAAAUUGGUUCAAUAUAUUCUAAAUUAGCAUUAAAUGAAUCAAGACAUUUAGAUGAAGGUUUAAAAAAAUCAUGUCAAUUUUUUCAAUUAUCAGCUGGAUGUUUUCAAAUUAUAAAAACUAUAGUAACUUCAAUAAAUUCAAAUCCAAAUUCAAAUUUAGAAAUUCCUGGAGAUUUUCAAAAUCUGACCAUAUCUUGUUUAAUUGAAUUAAUGUUAGCACAAGCUCAAGAAACUAUAUGGCAAAAAGCUAUAAAUUCUGAUACAACAAAAGAUUCAGUUAUAGCAAGAUUAUCAAUUCAAACAUCAGAAUAUUAUUCAAAUUCAUUAAAAAAUGCAAAAAAUUCAGAUUAUAUAAAAUUAGAUUGGAUGAAUCAUAUAACUAUAAAAUAUUAUCAUUUUUUAGCUGCAGCUCAUUAUAGAAGUAGUAUUAUAGCAUUAAAUUCUUUUCAAUAUGGUGAACAAGUGGCUCAUCUAAGAAUUGCUUCAGAUGCCAUAACUAAAGCUUUAAAAUUUAAAAAAUAUGUUAAUGAAUUUGUUUUAGAAGAUUUAAUGGGAUUAUCAGAAAUCGUUAAAACUAAGCUAAGAACUGCUGAAAAAGACAAUGAUUUAAUUUAUUUAAAAUUAGUUCCAAAAGAAAAUGAUUUAAAACCAAUUAUUGGUGUAUCUAUGGUAAAACCUAUAGAAUCAGAAGAAUUCACAAAACCACUACCAAAGGAUACAAUUUUUAAAGAUUUAUUACCAUAUGUUAUAAUACAUUACGCACAAGCAUUAAGGGAAAGACAAGAUGAAUAUUUAAAAACAUCAAUAAUUGAACCAAUACAAGCUUUAGAUCAAAUAAUAAUAAAAUUUUUAAAUGAAAGAAAUUUACCAUCAAGUAUUGAUGCUUUACAACAACCUGAAAAUAUACCAGAUGCUAUAUUAAAUCAUUCAAGAGAAAUAAUGAAUCUUGGUGGUAUAAAUAUUAUUGAAAAUCUUUUAAAAGAUAUUUCUAAUUUAUCAUAUGAAUGUAAACAUUUAGUUCAAGAAUGUCAGAAUAGAAUUGAUAAAGAUAAACAAGAAGAUCAAAUGUUAAGAGAAAAAGAAGGUACAACUAGAUGGAAUAGACCAGAUACUGAAAAAGCAGCUUCUAUCCCCAUAGCCAAAAUUCAACGUAUGAAUGAAUACUUACAACAAGCUAAAAAUGGUGAUGAAGUUAUUAUUCAAAGAUUUAAUGAAAUUCGAGAACCUUUAGAAGUUUAUAUGGGAGGACUUACUUCAUUGAAUAAAUAUAUACCAAAUUCAAAUUAUAUUAAAUUAGAUAAAAAUAUAUCAAAUAUAGUGAUUGAAUUAAGAGACUAUUUAAGUCAAAUAGAUUCUUUAAAAACUGAUAGAAUAAAUUUUUUACAUAAUAUAGAAAUUAAAAAUAGAAAUAAUAAUAUUUUACCAAAAUUAAUUGAUGAAUAUAAAAGAAAUAAAAAUCAAUUAUAUGAUAAUCAUGGAGAAUUUAAACCAACAAAAUUUGAAUUAAUUUAUGAAGAUCAUAUAAAAUUAUUUAAUUCUGAAAUUUCAUUUUUAUAUCAAACUAAAACAAAUCAACAAGAAAUUGAAAACAAAAUAGAUAUAAUCAAUAAGAAAUUCAUUCAGGAAUAUACAACUAAUGUUAAUUCAACUUUGAAAAAAAGACAAACCGCAUUACAAAAUUUAGAUACUUCAUUUAUAAAAUAUAAAGAAAUUUUAACAAAUUUAAAUGAAGGUUUAAAAUUUUAUAAUGAUUUUAUAUCAAAGGGGAACAACGUAUUAAAAGAAUGUCAAGAAUUUUUAAAUAAAAGAAGAGUUGAAAGUAGAGAUUUAGAAAUUGAAAUUCAAAGAAAUUUACAAUAUCAAAAUGAACAAAAUCAAAGACUGAUUACACCGGAUAUUACUGCUACUGGUAAUAAUCAUCGAGAUGAAGCUUUAGCUCCUGAUGUUCAAUUAGUUUCUCCAAGAACUCAAAAAUCAAAUGUAUGGGACCCAAAUUCAAAUAUAAAAUUUGGUUAG
This is a messenger RNA of Lodderomyces pseudojiufengensis, 2367 nucleotides long. RefSeq names its product Rim20p (gene RIM20). The record is from RefSeq and is a predicted model, not a curated record. Bases 1 to 2367 code for a protein of 788 amino acids. The transcript has a single exon. NCBI's taxonomy places the organism in Eukaryota, Fungi, Ascomycota, Pichiomycetes, Serinales, Debaryomycetaceae. Gene Ontology annotation, molecular function: protein binding. Gene Ontology annotation, cellular component: endosome.